Molecule: messenger RNA, 435 nt
Organism: Neurospora tetrasperma FGSC 2508
Lineage: Eukaryota; Fungi; Ascomycota; Sordariomycetes; Sordariales; Sordariaceae
Exons: 3
Coding region: 1-435 (144 amino acids)
Source: RefSeq, a predicted model, not a curated record
AUGGGAAAACUCAUCAAGAACCACUGGGCGAGACUCAUUAUCCUGGCCGCUGGAACUUACCAAGUCGCAGCCGCACUCGAGGGAUUCUUCUGGCCCAAGAUCUUUUGGGAUUUCCUCACCAAAACACUAGACGCCGCCGUCAAGCCGAUACCGAUUCUGCAAAUCAUCAACCUCGUCUUCGGACUCCUGCUCAUCGCUUGGGAGUGGCCGCUUGGUUUCAUCGCCGGAUCCAGCUUUCACCGCAGUCUUGAGGCCCGCCUGGCCGUCCUUCCGCUUACCGCCCUGGCCGCCGCCCUCAUCUACCAAGGGACCAACGCCGCUAUUUAUCAGGUGAUUGGGCUGGCCGUGUACUUUUGGGCAUAUAGCGAGGGAGAGAUGAUUUGCGCAAAGCCUUGGACAUUACCACAGCGUGGUGGCAAGACUGGACGUGUAUAA